Molecule: messenger RNA, 2932 nt
Organism: Varanus komodoensis (Komodo dragon)
Lineage: Eukaryota; Metazoa; Chordata; Lepidosauria; Squamata; Varanidae
Gene: HABP2
Product: hyaluronan binding protein 2
Exons: 14
Coding region: 55-1752 (565 amino acids)
Biological process (GO): proteolysis
Molecular function (GO): serine-type endopeptidase activity; calcium ion binding
Source: RefSeq, a predicted model, not a curated record
ACCAAACAGGGAAAGUCUUAUUCACAAAACAGAAGAAAUCUGUGUUAAAAUACGAUGUUCAUUUGUUUUGUCUAUCUACCAGUCUUUCCUCUGAUUAUCUUUCUUGGGAAUACUCCUGUUUGUCUUUCUGGUAUCCUGACAUCAUGGCUUGAUCCACAAACUGAUCCAGCAGAUGAUUAUUAUUCUGAGUAUAGCACUGAAUAUGCACAGCCAGAACAGAUGGAUACCAGAUUUAGAUUGUUUCCUACAGAUUUUGACUGGCUUUAUGAAUACUUCACUGAUGAUGUGAAUCCAUGCCAGGCCAAGCCGUGCCAGAAUAAUGGAGUAUGUGAGAGGAACAGGAACAACUACACAUGUCACUGCCCCAAACCAUAUGCAGGAUCUAAGUGUGAGAGAGUGGAAAACACAUGUCAAAGAGUCAACUGCCACAGAGGAGAUUGCCUUAUAAGCUUGGUAGCUCCUUAUUAUCAAUGUAGAUGUAGAUAUCCCUACAAAACACCAUCCUGUGACAAAGCGCACUCAGCUUGUCGACCAAACCCUUGCAAAAAUGGAGGUACGUGUCAGAAGCAUCGAAGAAGAUCCAAGUUCAGCUGCAAGUGCCCUGAGCCAUUCAGGGGGAAGUUUUGUGAAAUAGAACCCAAAGACUGUUUUGAAGGAAAUGGUCAUUCAUACAGAGGAAAUGUUAGCUGGACACUGCUCCAGAAGACCUGCCUUCACUGGAAUUCUCACCUUCUCUUGGAGAAUAGUUAUAAUGCAUUUAUGGAAGAUGCUGACUAUUACGACCUCGGUGACCAUAACUUCUGCAGGAAUCCAGAUGGUGAUGAAAAGCCUUGGUGUUUUGUCAGUGUGGAUAACAAAUUGAAAUGGGACUUCUGUGAUGUUUCCCCUUGCUUGACAACAGCAGAACCCUCCACAAUCAUCUCAAUCCAGAAUCCAGUAGCAGAUAGAAGACCCAGUACAUGUGGAAACCUAGAGAUAGCAAGACCAUUCAAGAGAAUCUAUGGUGGUAUGAAGAGCACUGCUGGCAAGCAUCCAUGGCAAGCUUCUAUUCAGAGGAAGUUCUCAAUGGGCCUUGUUUUGCCAAAGGGACACUACUGUGGAGGAAUACUGAUUGAGCCUUGUUGGGUUCUCACAGCGGCACACUGCAUUACGUCCGAAGCAUACACCCUCAAAGUGUAUCUUGGAAAACAAGAUCUCAGAAGGAAAGAGCAUCAUGAACAGUCUUAUGAUGUAGAAAAGAUAAUUAAACAUGGACACUACACAGAAUGGGAGGACAUCCCACACAAUGACAUUGCUUUGCUGAAGUUAAAAUCAAUCAAUGGCCACUGUGCAGUGGAAACAAAAUAUGUCAAGCCGGUGUGCUUGCCUGAUUCAACAUUUCCUGUGGAUACGGAAUGCUACAUAUCAGGUUGGGGAGAGACUGAAACAGGUGCAUCAUCUCAUCAGUUGUUAGAUGCCAGAGUAAAGCUGAUUUCCCAGAUGCAGUGCAACGCACCAAGUGCAUAUAAUAACAGACUGGAUGAAAGCAUGCUUUGUGCAGGAAAUCUUCAGAGAACAAGAGCUGAUACUUGUCAGGGAGAUUCAGGGGGUCCUCUAACCUGUGUUAAAAAUGGCUCCUAUUAUGUCUAUGGAAUUGUGAGCUGGGGAGACCAGUGUGGAUUAAAAAAUAAACCAGGAGUUUAUACCCGUGUGACAAGAUUUCUCAACUGGAUUAGAACAAAAAUUCAACUUGAGUCCAGGUGUCACAACUGAUGAAGUCCUUCUAGAAAUGAAGAAAGACUGCCAAAGCCUUUGCCAUGCUGCUGUGGAUCAUCCUGCAACACGUGUCCUUUGAUUUGAAACCCCAUGUAACAUUUCACUUUAUCACAGUUUGCCCAGUUUUUGCACUCAUCCUCACACAUUACAUUCAUUUGAUUUGCAGCAGCUUUAUACUAAUACUGAUGUGUGUGUGUGUUGUGUGCAUGAUAAGGUCAGUCUCUCAACAGCUUUCUGAGCAUGGUAUCUGAUCCAAUUGUAUAUCUACCAAAAACAGUUUCAUUUUUAAUGAGAGGCCCCCAACUCCUCCAUCUCCCCAUGCUCUCACUGGCUGUUUCAGUUCAGAUACAUACUGAUCCAUUUGAAUGUUUUGAGAAGAAACGGUAUAUUUCAGACUUACAGCUGUGACAUUCAUCUGUGUAUGGCCAUACGGUUCUAGCUGCGUGAGCAAUAUAUCUCACUUAUUCCUUUCUUUUAACACAAGAGUAAAGGGCUGUCGGUGUACAAUGCAAAAUGUACUUCCUGUCUCCACUGCUUUUAGAAGCUAGAACAACCUUUCCAAAAUUACCCUUUUCUAUUUUGGAUUCCAGUAAUUGACUGAGGGCAUUGUUUAGUGUGAUUUAAUGCAGCAUAAUUUCUUGAAAUGGGCAUUAACUUUUUAAUCAAAUAAAUGCAUGUAAUUAUUUCUUUAUCCAUCAGUGAAACGUGGGCCAGAGCACAUUUAUCUACAAAAUUAGAUUAUGGGGAGUAGAACGUAGUCAGAAGUAUUAUUUUAUCUUCAUUAAUGUUUUCUAAUCUUUAUGAAUGCAUAAUUUGCUCUAAAUCAGCUUAUUCAUUAAUUGAUUGCAUUUCUAUAUCAUCCAUUAGCAAAAGUACUCUGGGCGGUUUAUAAGACAAACCUUAAAGCCAUAAAAUACAAUGAUUUACUAUAAAACUAUGAGUUUAACAUAGAAUAAAACCAAUGAAGUAACCAAGAUGAAAGCCAGCAGCAGUGCAAAGUUCUAAAAUGUACUACCAUGAUUUUUAAAGCUGAAGUGCUAAAAAGUGGAAUCCCUACUUUAGACCCAGGUUCCCAAUAGAAGAUACCAACUCAGGACUAGUUCUUGAAAGCUACAGUGCUUCACAAUGAACUGCAGUUGUGUUAUUUACAAGAUUACCAAUUGACAAUAAAAAGAAC